Messenger RNA from Periconia digitata, 1683 nucleotides. The record is from the annotation of a GenBank genome assembly. Lineage: Eukaryota; Fungi; Ascomycota; Dothideomycetes; Pleosporales; Periconiaceae.
UCACAGGCGUCAAAAGUUGUCUUCCUAUACCACAGAAAAUCGAUCCGGGGGUGUGAGCCAUAUCAAUCGAUCAAAAUGCCGACUCUCGAUGUCAGCGAGCUGAACGUUGUGAUCGCCAUACUAGGCGCCUUCAUCGUCAUAUACGGUUUCUUCUCCGUCAAGAUAAAACAAGUCUGGUACUUGGGAGAAGCGUUACCUGCAGUCCUCAUCGGCAUCAUCUUAGGUCCGAUAUCAGCGAAGUUCCUCAGCGCCGAACGAUGGGGCUCAGCCGCGGAAGGCCAGCAGGAGGCCAUCACCCUCGGUCUCUGUCGUAUCGUCAUCGGCGUCCAGCUUGUCAUUGCGGGGUUCCAGCUCCCAGCGAAGUACCAACAAGCUAAUUGGAAGGAGAUGGCUAUCUGUCUUCUUCCCGUGAUGACGAUUAUGUGGCUCUGCACGAGCGUUUGCAUUCUUAUCGUUGUUCCGAAACUGUCGUUUCUCGCAGCUCUGGUGAUUGGGUCGUGUGUUACUUGCACCGAUCCCAUUCUUUCGCAGGCUGUAGCGAAGGGACCUUUUGCAGACAAGUUUGUGCCCAGGGCGUUGAGGGAGCUUAUAUCAUCGGAAGCUGGAGCUAAUGACGGAUUCGGAUUUCCGUUCCUACUUCUCGCAACAUACCUCAUCAGGCACGCGGACCUGGCCAAUGUCGAUUUCAAAGAUGGUGCUGGAGAAGUAGCAGCACAUGUCAAACGCUCAGCAGAGGUUGGGAGACUCGGAGGCGGUGUCGUUAAAGCCAUGGAACAAUGGAUUGUGGAAGGCUGGAUCUACAUCAUCCUCCUAGCAGUCGUGAUUGGCGUCGUCGUUGGCGUUGGCAGCAUGUUCGCCCUCAAGUUUGGUCUACGCCGCAAAUGGAUCGACUCGGAAAGCUUGCUCUUGUGGCCCAUGGCCGUUGGACUCUUCCUUAUCGGCAUCUGCGGCGCCAUUGGCACUGACGACCUUCUUGCCUGUUUCAUCGCUGGCAAUGCGAUGAACUGGAAUGGGCUGUAUCUGGAAGAGACGGAGAAGCGACAUGAUGAAGUCAACAGCUGCUUUGAUGUUAUCCUCAACUUUGGCGGUUUCAUGUACAUUGGUACGAUCUUUCCCUGGAAAGAGUUCCAGAUGCCGGAGGUGACUGGCAUUACUAUCGGUCGGCUUUUCAUUCUCGGCUUCCUGAUUAUGGUGUUCCGACGCAUUCCUGCCAUCUUUUUGACUUACAAGUUGAUGCCGAGAUGUGUCAAGAGUUGGAAGGAAGCUCUAUUCAUGGGAUAUUUUGGACCAAUCGGUAUCGGAGCCGUCUUCUACGUCGAACACACCCGCCACCUAUUCCCCAAGGUGGGCGAAGCCAUGACUGAAGAAGAAGAACAUCUCGUCCAAGCCAUGGUUCCAGUGGUAUACUGGCUAGUCUUCUUCUCCAUCAUCUUCCACGGACUCUCCAUCCCCGCCCUUGACGCAUUCUACAAGUGGAAAGGUAUCGCUCCUAUCAUCGAGGAAGAGCCCGCAGAGAUCACGAUGCGCUCCGAAACAAAUGCUCUUCCACCAAACUCUUACCUGAACCCUAAACGCGGUUCAGUGAUUGUCCACAAUCGGUUCUCAAGGCCGGUCUCGGAGGCAGACCAGACGAUGCUGAGGCGAUGGAAUACCGAUGAUACUCAGGUCGAGUUCAAAGUGUGA